AUGGAAGCAGUUGAUGAUAUAGUUGAUAUACCAUUACAUGGUGGAUAUGAGACAUAUAAUUCCUCUUCUGGCCGAACAUCUGCUUCAAACCAAGGCAUUGAAAUAUAUAUAACUAACUCAACGCUCAAAGAUGACACAUUCAGCAAAUACAUUUCAUAUUGAAUUCAAGGGCAUGACUCUUCAGGAAAUUUCCAAGUUUAUCGAAGGUAUUCUGACUUUCUUGCUUUACGAACUCAGUUAAUUCAAAAAUGACCUGGCUGUUAUAUUCCUCCUGUUCCUCCAAAACAGCUGAUUGGCAAUUUAUCUUCAAAAUUUAUAGAGGCACGUAGAAAACAGCUGGAAUAUUUUUUGCAAACCACAUCAGCAAUAAAUUUUAUUUAUAUUUAAACUUUUUAAUUAAAUUAAUAUAAUUUUAGUCAGCAAAUAGAAUCCUAUCAAAUAUAUAGCACUCGCUUUGCAAUAUCAAGCCUCACUUGAAUCUAGUUUAAUCAAAUCAGUAUACGUAACUGAAGAAUUCCAAUUAUUUAUAAGAAAUCAAACUGAAUUUGAAAGAGCAAGUGAUUCAUUCAGAAUAUCCAAUAGAGAAAUUUCGCAAACUUACCAAAACUUGUUUAUGGAUUUUACAAGAAGUCAAGUGACUCUAGAAAUGAAGCGAAAAUUAGAUGAUUAUGAUGAAUUUUUCAAAAAUAGCCACAAUGUUUUGUCUACUUUUAAAAAAAGUGUGAAAAGUGUCGGAAUUCAAUUUCAUGUGUUUCAGUCACAGUUUUGUGACUUAAAUACAAAACUAAAAGAACUAGAAAAAGGAUAUAUAAAAGAACUCCGAGAAUAUGAAAAUGUUUUAUACGUGCCAAUUGAAAAAAGAAGCCUUGAAAAUCCAUUCCUUGAACUUUAUGAUUGGGCCAAACAAGAAGCUCAAGAUAUAAAAUCUAUACUUGAAGCACUAGCUUCUAGAACUGGUAUCGAAGCUCAAAAACUUAAAGCAGAAAAGAGGAUGGAAAAAGAAAGCAAGAGCUUAAAAAAAAUUCAGCAAGGAAAAUCAACCUUUACUCAAAUAUUUUCUUCAACCACAAAAACUGAGCAGCUGGCUUCUGCAGAGGUUCAGAUUAAGGACAUUGAAGAUGAAAUCAAAGAUUUAGAAACAAUUUUGAGGAUUAUCAUGAUAAGGCUUUGCGAAUAUGAACUGCCGAUUUUUAAGGCAAAUAAAAUAAAAACUUAUGAAAGAAUGAUGAAAAAGUACGCUGAAUUGACAGUUUCAGGGUUUAAAAUUAUUACUGAUUCAGCUAAAGGAAUUCAAGAAAGGAUGGGUGAACAAUAA
Molecule: messenger RNA, 1315 nt
Organism: Blepharisma stoltei
Lineage: Eukaryota; Ciliophora; Heterotrichea; Heterotrichida; Blepharismidae
Source: the annotation of a GenBank genome assembly